Molecule: messenger RNA, 1283 nt
Organism: Aethina tumida (small hive beetle)
Lineage: Eukaryota; Metazoa; Arthropoda; Insecta; Coleoptera; Nitidulidae
Gene: Idi
Product: isopentenyl-diphosphate Delta-isomerase 1
Exons: 3
Coding region: 161-895 (244 amino acids)
Biological process (GO): isopentenyl diphosphate biosynthetic process; isoprenoid biosynthetic process
Cellular component (GO): cytoplasm
Molecular function (GO): isopentenyl-diphosphate delta-isomerase activity
Source: RefSeq, a predicted model, not a curated record
AACGAGAAUUAAUUUCCGAUAAUUUCGAAUAUAUAUUUCGCAAUUGUUCAGUGCUGUGUGUUUCAAAUUCGAGUUUCUCUUUUGUAUUUGGCGUGUUUUCACUUUUAUUUAAAUUAUUUGACUUGUGAACACAUUUUAUUCGUAUCUCUAAGGUGCAAUAAUGUUUACUUUUGUGGUAAGAAACGUUGCAAGGAGAACCUUUGGUAAAAACAUGUACAGUGCUGUUGCUCUUGAUCCACUACAAGAGGCUGCUUUAAAUGAGGAAUGUUUUCUAGUCAAUGAAAAUGAUAAAAUCAUUGGAAAGGCCAGCAAAAAGGAAUGCCAUUUGGUGAAAAACAAAACAGAAAUACCAUUACACAGAGCAUUCAGUGUGUUUUUAUUUAACAAUCAAGGACACUUGGUAUUGCAGAAAAGAUCUUCAGAAAAGAUCACGUAUCCAGAUUGCUACACAAACUCUUGCUGCAGCCAUCCCAUAGCGGAUGUGGGUGGCGAGGACGAAGAAAAGAAUGCACUGGGUAUCAAAAGGGCAGCGCGACGGCGGUUGAAUUACGAAUUGGGCAUACCCCUCGAACAGUUACCAUUGGAUAAAUUUAAGUAUAUCACCAGAGUGCAUUACAAGGACUGCGGAAACGGUAAAUGGGGCGAGCACGAGAUCGACUAUGUGUUGUUCUUGAAGGGCGACCUCAAGUUGCAACCGAAUCCGAAUGAAAUUUCCGAAAUCAGUUACAUUCCUCGCAAGGAAAUCGACUCGUUCAUUCCGACGUUGAACAGCGAAUUGACGCCGUGGUUUUCGCUGAUUCUGAAGCACAGACUCAAGUAUUGGUGGGACAACUUGGACAACGUUGACGACAUUAAGGAUCACGUUAACAUACUGAAACUGGGUGAUUGCAGCUAACUUUUUUUAUAACCUUGACGUUUAGUUUAAAACUGUAGUUUAAAAGUUUAUUACACAAUUUUUAUUUAACGCAACAGACUUUCAUGUAAGAAGCUAAUUGUUUUUUAUUUUUAUACAAUAAUAUAUUGAAGAUCUGAGAAGAAAACACAGUAUUUGUUUAAGGCAUUAUUUAAUAAAAUGGCAACUCAAGGGUAAAAGUAUUUAUUUAUGAAUAUGUAUUUAAAAUAUAAAUAUUGUAUGUAUGUUUAAAUAUUGUAGAUAUUAAGAAUUUAUGCUUGAUAAUAAUGUGCAUUUAUUAUCAGUGUUUAAUAUUGUAUAUAUUGAUGAUGAUAUUUUAUAUUAUAAUGUAUCAAAUUUGUUUUAAGAAUAAAGAAUAUUUAUAAACGGA